AUCUUUCCCGCAUUCGCGCUUUUCUAAAACCCAGAGCCACUCAGCACUGAGCAGCGAAGGGAAGAGAAAGAUUCGAAUCGCAGCGUCAAAACUAGAAAAGGAAUUAAGAGGCGGACAAUGGAAGGAAAUCAGAUGGGGAAUGGUGAAGGAGACCAAUGGGUUGGGGAGGACGCGUCGCCUAUUUUGUCAUGUCGCGCCUGUAUUGCAGCCAUGCUAUGGUUGAUUGGUACAGUUCCAUAUUUUGCGGAUUUUGUUUUCCAGAAUGGUCUUCAAGAGCUGUGCCAUAUCAAUCUCUCCCGUGAUACCAUCAUUGUCAUGUGUGUAAUGUUGGCUUGUUUUUACGCUCAUUGGUACUAUGCCCACCAUGUUUCCCUUGGUAGGAUUUGGAGACAGAUAGCGUUGAUGGGGGAAUUUCUUCAGUUCUUAUGUGCAGUUGUGCUCCCUGCCAUUCCAGCUUGCAAAAAUUAUUCUUUAUGUGGGGAAGAUUCACGUAAAUUCAAUAAUUUCAUCCAAUUUAUGCUGGUACGAGCUGCUUUCUUGUGGUUGUAUACAGAUGCCGCAUUCAUCUUGGGCGAUGGCCAUCACCGUUAGGAUCAAUUGUCCUCGAGCAAAAGAGCAGGCAAAUGAAGAAUUGGUUUAGCGCGAAGUGUACAGAUAGAACUCUCAUUUUCUAUUUAUCCAAUGUUUCUUGUUAGUAUAAAGCACAUCACCCUUUGCUGUUCAAGUUAGCCUAUUAAGUGUUGUGCAUACAUGUACAUUUGAGAAUAAAUAGAAGAUUACAGAGAUAAGAAGUCAUGAG
Messenger RNA from Malania oleifera, 799 nucleotides. RefSeq lists its product as uncharacterized. The coding region runs from base 118 to 591 and encodes 157 amino acids. The record is from RefSeq and is a predicted model, not a curated record. Lineage: Eukaryota; Viridiplantae; Streptophyta; Magnoliopsida; Santalales; Ximeniaceae. The transcript is spliced from 3 exons.